Molecule: messenger RNA, 633 nt
Organism: Mytilinidion resinicola
Lineage: Eukaryota; Fungi; Ascomycota; Dothideomycetes; Mytilinidiales; Mytilinidiaceae
Exons: 4
Coding region: 171-488 (105 amino acids)
Source: RefSeq, a predicted model, not a curated record
UUCGGAUUUUCGAUCUUUGUAAGGAUGGCGAUUCUUCUUAGAAGACCCAAGCGCUUCAUAUGCUAGCUCGAGUACCUCACAAAAGCGUUACCCUCCAAUACUACGGCAGAUGACGUCUUUCGAGAUCUCGGACGACUCGCAAGGCUUGAUGAAGAGUCGGCAAUUGGCCUAUGAUAGACUCAUCAUCGCUGUCCUCUGGGAUGGUGUUAAUGCGCUGGGUAAGCAUUACUCCGCAUAACAUGAUAUUCAACAUCGAGUACAUUGCUGUUACUCUCUCGCCCAUAACUCACUCAAGAAUUGGGCUUGCAGCGGGCCUGUGCACCUCGGAACCUGGGCAACUCGGCGCGCUGGUGCUCGUAUCCUUUUAUACCGUUUCUCUCGUCUUUCACGUCACGCUCUCCUCUAUGCUUCUUUCUUUCCCUUUCCUGGGUUUGACGUUUCACCGUCUCUUGACACAAGACUCGAGGCGUUCGUCUCCAAAGCGUUAAGAUUCUUGGUCACUGCAAUUUUUGUAGAGGAACUCCCCGGCCGUGUUCUAUGAGUUUUUCUCCCCCGCAAUAUUUGCCCAGCAACAGCCCGCAAUUCUGUUUCGUUGUUUCGGUGUAGUUUAGAGAGCCAGAAGGUUACAUAGCC